Molecule: messenger RNA, 2551 nt
Organism: Hyalella azteca
Lineage: Eukaryota; Metazoa; Arthropoda; Malacostraca; Amphipoda; Hyalellidae
Exons: 3
Coding region: 169-1422 (417 amino acids)
Biological process (GO): DNA integration
Molecular function (GO): nucleic acid binding
Source: RefSeq, a predicted model, not a curated record
GUCCCUCCUCUCGUCAGAGACUUAAAUUUGUUCUUAGCUAAGGAUGGGUUGAUAAGAGUUAAGACUAGACUAAAUAAAUGUCAACAUUUAACCUUUGACGGGACGAAUCCAGUACUCUUGUCAAAUCAAAGUUACUUGACAGAAUUAAUUAUUAAGAAUUGCCAUGACAUGUGUAAGCACAUGGGCACCGCUUCAACCUUAAAUACUCUUCGAAAUCAAGGGUUCUGGCUUCCUAAAGCCAGGCCAAUAAUCAAACGUAUUCUUAAACAGUGUAUUCUUUGUACUAAAUUCAAUGUAUUAGCUUAUCGCCUCCCUCCUCCUACUGAUUAUCAUGCUGACAGAGUUAAUCUUAUUAGGCCUUUCGAAAACGUGGGCGUGGAUUUCACUGGUCACUUCUACGUUAAGUUCGGCGAUGACUCAAUCAAAAUGUAUUUAAUUAUUUUCACCUGCCUUAAUAUUAGAGCCAUUCACCUAGAACUAGUCAAAGAUAUGUCUGUGUCAUCCUUCUUGCCUGCCUUUGUUAGAUUCACCAACCGAUUUGGUUUUCCGCGUACAUUGUAUAGUGAUACCGCGCCUUCAUUUACCCAGGCCGCUGACUUUCUUAAGAAAUCGUUUUCAGAUGACCAUGUGUCUGAGGUGCUUGCCCGUAACAAGGUGAGGCAUAUAAAGAUACCGUUGUAUAGUGCUUGGUAUGGAAGCGCAUGGGAGCGAUUAAUUAGAGUCGUGAAAAAUUGCUUAUUCAAAGCCGUGGGCAGAAGUAAAAUGGAAUAUUUCUCUUUUCUAACGGUAUUAUCAGACGUGCAAGAAGCGGUAAAUUCUCGCCCAUUAACUUACCGAGAUUCUGCUGAUGCAUCUAAUCAAAUAAUUUCGCCCAAUUCUUUCUUAAAAGUAUGUUCAACAUCUAAUCUCAGCUUCGGUUCUGUUGCAGGCGGAGAACUAAUUAAACCAACUCAGAAAACUGUUUUGAAAACAUUGGAAAUCCGAGAGAACACCUUGGCUCGCUUUGUGGAGCUCUGGUAUGAAGAGUACCUUGUCUCUUUAUGGGAAACUGACAGAGCCUGCGCGCAACCCACUUGGAGCGACAGAAUCAAGAAAGACGAUCUCGUCUUGAUUUCUUCACCAAUAAAGCCCCGACCUCUCUGGUCAAUGGGUAGGGUCGUUCAACUGUUCAAGAGCCAAGACGGGCGAACGCGAUCUGCUGGGGUUCUGCGGCCUGAUCGUUCCCUCGGAGAAUACGCAAUCUCAUUGCUUUAUCCAUUAGAGAUCAACGCUUUCAACAUUGCUUCUCAUCAGCAAGAAGAUAAUUCAUCCGAUGGGGAAGACAAAGCGAAGACUCCUACUUCUCUCAUAACUCAAGACUCAAGGCGACCUAAAAGAAGAGCCACAGAAAAGGCUCUCUUUAAGAUGCGAAACUGUUUCUAAUUCUGUCGCCCGGGAGUGUGUGGGAAAAUUUUCCCACCAUUGAUCAUUUUUUGUCUAUUGUUAAUUUGUUCUGGUUCGCUGUUGUUUCACUUGUUGGGUCCCAUUUAGGGUAAUUUUUAUUCGCCAAUAGAGGUAAAGUUUGCAGGUCGAGCCAGUCAGCACUCAGCCAGAGCCAGUAGGUUCAUAACCAUACUAGCUAUCAGACUAACUAUAUUCGCUCCGGGUUGCAUUGUCUUGCGACUAGUACCACGUCAACCGCAGCAUCAGUGCAGGCAGCUGCAACCAAUCAAUCCACAAUAAGUUCUAAAUUUUUUCCUGUGCUCUAUUUAUCUAUCUUUUCGUUUGUAUGCAUGUUGAUGUUUAUUCUUUAUUUUUAUUUACGUUCUGUUAUUAAGCUUGUUUACUAAGGUACUCUAGAGUCUAGACAAUCAAAUUAAUCCGAUCUUGCCAACUUAUCGAUCAAGAUUUAUCAUCUUAUCAACGAUAAGAUGAUAAGAUGAAUCAUCUUGUUUAUAAGUUACAUGCUCAUCGAUGCCUUCGAUGGCGAGCAGCAACCUCAAUUAUAUAGUAAAAUUGAUAAUCCUCAAAUGACAUCAUGGAAUAUUGAAGGCGAGCAGCAAGCUCAGGCAGCCAUGGUCCAACUCGAAAGAUACAAAGACACACCUAUUUCCGCUUUUCAUAAUUCCGGGUCAGGAGCAAUUGUGGAAUCUACUGCAGGAAACCCAAUGCUGAGUUUAUCGCCCCUGCUCAUCAAGUUAGCCAAAGCCGGCUUUCGCAUAUUUUUGUAUCUCCUGGACUCGUUCCUGUCCUGUGGAUCGCCUCCAUUGGACUACGACCGCCUUGCACCAUUCCUUGAAGCAGGCCUUGGAUGCCUCGAAAAUGUGGCACAUGCCAGUGGUUCAUUGGCAGCGCAGCCCUGGCGGAGGCAGCCCUGGCGGAGGGCGUAGGUGGUGGUGGUGGUGGUUCCACCAUCCUUCUAUUCCUGCAACCUAGAGCAACCUCGAGCAGCAACAAGCUGGAGAUGGCAGGAAAGCCGUGCGGAACCUGAAGAAGGUUUCUCCCAAGAGCAGCCCUGCCUCCGGCAGCUCUGUACCUGCCCAUCCUUUUCUUCGCCGUUGCGCCCGCUGUC